GGUAUUCAUUUCAUUUCGACGGAACGCACAACGACACAAUUGGCUACAGUACCCACGGAAAUGGAAGAAACAACUUAUAGCUGGAAUAUACGACCUGUUUCACCGGACAAUAAUGAUUCGCACCCUCCUCGCAAAGCGGUAUGGUGUAAUGCAUGGCGUAAUGGUAUGGCGUGGUACGUGCUGUGCGAGAAGAAUAUUGUGGAUCUUCAAAUAUCGCGAACAAUCACUCUUUGGCAGCUUGAUGUACUGGAUUGUCGUUGGAGGAAGUGA
Molecule: messenger RNA, 270 nt
Organism: Anisakis simplex (herring worm)
Lineage: Eukaryota; Metazoa; Nematoda; Chromadorea; Rhabditida; Anisakidae
Source: the annotation of a GenBank genome assembly